GUUUGUUUCAAAAACUGUUUACCGCGCGUGCAAACUCUUUGAGCGCCAAUACGACCGUUUUACAACUUACUCGAGACGUGUUUACAUCGUUCAGAAAGUUCGCGCCGCUUUUUUUCGAAUUUUUAUUUCUUUUAAAAUUUAACUACACUGAUAACAAUGAACAAUCCAAGCUACUAUCCCAACUAUUACUCAAUCGACGACAUUAUGGUGACGCAGGAACGGAUUCCGUGCCGGGCGCUGCGUUCCCUAGAGAAGUUGGGGUUCCUGGACUCGUCCGAAAAGUCGGAAGAUUUGGAGAACAACCAGCAGCUGGAGCUUCCACUGUGGUACCUUUCGCAGCAGGACGAGCGGAAUCCCGACUUUGGCUUGCAGGUUCCGGACAUUUUUACCUCGGCUUACAAGGAAAUUUACAAGGCGGACGCAAACUACGUAGAGCUGGGCCGGCUGAACAAAUUUUACUACGAUUUGGGAAUGAAUUUGUGCAAGUUUGAGGCCGGUGACGACCUGGCGGAAAUGCUGCACGACACGGCAAAAGAGCGCGUCAAGGGCCUCAAGGAUCUGUGCAACAAUGUCAGCAACGAAAACCUGGUGGACAACAAGAAGCUGGAACACAUGGAGCGGAUGCUGUACGAGGUGGGCAGCCGGAGUCGCAAAAUGUUUGCCGACUGGCUGCAGGAAAAGGCUGUCAACAUCAAGUCGACGGAACUAGUCACGAACCACCGCAAGCGGAAACGAGACGUGCUGGACGGGGACGAGGGAGGUUCAUCGCAGGCGUCCCAGCGUAGUUCGAUGUGAGGGAUUGUCCUUAAUGCGGUUGCGCAUCGAGAUUCACCUUUGACUUAAUUUGUAUGAAUAAAGUAAUGAAUAGUUUAUAGUAAUUACUCUUUCUGCACACAUUUUUACGAUCGAC
Messenger RNA from Culex pipiens pallens (northern house mosquito), 910 nucleotides. RefSeq names its product DNA replication complex GINS protein PSF3-like. The record is from RefSeq and is a predicted model, not a curated record. The transcript is spliced from 3 exons. Bases 157 to 795 code for a protein of 212 amino acids. Gene Ontology annotation, biological process: mitotic DNA replication initiation. Gene Ontology annotation, cellular component: GINS complex. NCBI's taxonomy places the organism in Eukaryota, Metazoa, Arthropoda, Insecta, Diptera, Culicidae.